CCUCCUCCGGCGACCGGCGGCGACAAGAAGGGUGCGUGCGGGCGGCAAGAUGGUUCCGGGCCUGGGAGGUGUCCCCCCCGGUCCUCCCAGGACUCAAAGGUCAUCCCUCGGAGUGAAACAAGACUGUGAAGGGCUCUACACCGCCGGCGACAGGGCCCCGGUCUGUGGGUGAGGGUCCCAUACGCAGGACUGACAUGACCAAACAUCGACCACACUCCCUGGGGGUCCGGUGUUCCCUGAACGAACUGUCCUUCCUGGGCGCUGCCAGGACUCUGGAUCCCCUUGUGCACACUCCGGAGGGAAGUAGAGAAUGGAACACCACACCACUGCUGUGGAGGCGAGAGGUGCCUCUCUGUAUGCCCUGGUGGAGUGCCGAAAGAGGGGCAGUGACAUUCACCGGGGCAGUAAUGCCAUCGUCAACAGACAGGAGUGACCUCCCUGGAAUGAUGAAGAUUAAACGUCGUAACGAGAGAGAGGGAGAGGGCCCCUCGCGCAAGCACUUCCUGUCGGAGGAAGCCAUGGCCGCCAGGUUCACCUGCCUGAGCCUCACCAACGACCACGUUUACAGCUCCAAUGGGUUCCCCCUCGCCAAGGGCAAGGACGCUUCAGGAAUCUCUUUUCAGGAUGAGGAAUCCAGGUUCGUGUUGGGAGGGGAGGAAGAGUGGAGCACGGAGUCGUCGGACAGGAAGGACGUGAUCGUGGAGGGGAUGUUCGACAUGAGCGACAGCCGGGUGAUCGUGGUGUCGCCGGAGCUGCAGAGGCGGCUGCAGCGCCCCCCGGACGACAUCCUGCCGCAGGAGGUCCUCCAGUCCAUGAGCCACCCCUGCAUGGAGCUGGUCCUCUGGCAAUCGCCCGGAAACCUCAUCCAGCGAGCCAUCCGGGCUCUGAGCCUCCAGACGGAGGGGAAGGAGACGGAGGACGAGACAGGAGGAGGGCAACGACUGACCGAGGCUUCACAGCAAGGGGACCAGAUGGAACUGUGAGGGAGAGAGGGGAC
Carcharodon carcharias (great white shark) is the source of this 997-nucleotide messenger RNA. RefSeq lists its product as uncharacterized. The record is from RefSeq and is a predicted model, not a curated record. Bases 195 to 983 code for a protein of 262 amino acids. The transcript has 6 exons. NCBI's taxonomy places the organism in Eukaryota, Metazoa, Chordata, Chondrichthyes, Lamniformes, Lamnidae.